GGCCAAUCGUACACGAGCGUUUUAUGUAAUGCGAGGUAAAAUGGCGUCGUCUUAAUCGUAAUUUUGAUUCUUUUGUUUUGAGAAAAACAUAUACGAUUUCAAAAUGACAGAGUACGUUACUGUUGAAAACAACAAGCGAUUGAGAGUUUCCAAUGACGAAGCGUCGGCUGAAGCUACAGUUUUAGAAAAGAAUGGACACGCUGAGUUAAUUCCUGACCAGGUUCAGAGCGUCGAGUCAUCAGUAAUAGAAACAUGCAAGAGUGACGCUGCAGUCACAGGCAACGGCAAUGCUUGUUCAACAACACACAAGGAGGAAGUGUCCCCCAAAGAGCACAAAGAUCUUACACCAGUAUCCUUCACAGAACACAAUGAAUCCAGCCCACCACCUCUCACAAAGCACAAAGACUCUGCCCUGCCCUCGUCUACAGAACACAAAGAUCCGCCCACACAAUCCCUGACAGAAUCUACACUGCCGUUGCCCGCACAAGUUGUGUCUAGUACACUGGGAACGGAGGAGGACAAUGCUGACAUCGCCGACGAACCAACGAAAGAAACAAACGUGAACGACGACGAAAACAAGGACGCAGAAGUCAACAGCGGUGCAAACAAGGAGACGGAGGCCACCGCUGAAGGAAUUUUAGAUGCAGGGGUCAACACCGAGGCAAGUAAAGAGCCAGAGGUUGCCGUUAAGGGAGCGAAGGUCGGUGGCAACGCGGGCAAGGUCGCGGACGAGUGCUCGGAGGAGGACAGCCACGAUUCGCGGCUCGCGACGUCGACGGCCGACGAAUCACACGACGGCGUUGAGCACAGCGAGGACAGCAACUCUCGUCUCGCGGAGGGCGAGGAUGCCGAGGAGGAGGAGAUCGAAGAGGAGGACGAGGCACCUUCGCCGAACUUUCACUUCCGUGAAGUGAAGGGCGACAUAUUCUCGGCAUCCGACACAAAGUCUCUAGCUCACUGCAUCUCACGCGACCGCGUUCUAGUGAAGGGUAUCUCAAAACACUUCAAGAAGAAAUUUGGCGGUGCCAAGGAUCUGAAAGACCAGAACAAGGAGGUGGGCGCGGUGGCGGUGCUCAAGCGCGGCCAACGCUUCAUCUACUACCUCGUCACGAAGGACAAGCACUUCCAGAAGCCGACGUAUGCGGCGCUGCGGCAGUCGCUGCGUGCGACGCGUGAGCACUGCCGCCAGCACCGCGUCAAGCACCUGUGCAUGUCGCGGCUCGGCUGCGGCCUCGACGGGCUCGACUGGACGCGCAUGUCGGCGAUGAUCGUCUCCAUCUUCAAGCCGCUCGCCAUCACCGUCUCUGUCUACUACUUGUAGUGCUGUCGGAGGAGGAGGGGGAGGGUGUGUGUGUGUGUGUGUGUGAGUGUGCGUGCGUGCGUGUGUGCAUGUGUGCGUCUGUGAGAGAGUGCAUGCAUGAGUGGAACCAUGUUUGUAUGAUUCAGGCUGUGCGCAUGUGCGUGCGUUUGUUUGUACGCAAGUGUACGUGUGUGUGCCUGUGUGUGUGCGUGCGUACAUGUGUGCGUGUGCCUGGAUGUGUGUGUGUGUGUGUGUGUGUGUGUGUGUGUGUGUGUGUGUGUGUGUGUGUGUGUGUGUGUGUGUGUGUGUAGAGAAGAGAGACUUGUGUAGCGUUUGUGUGGAGGACAUGACGAUACACACCACAGCUUUGUACUGUUGUCUCGUUCUCACAUACAGCUGCCAGCAGUCCCGGAGAUGUCACCAUGUUCAACUAGAUGAGAUAUUCACUAAGUAAAGUGUUCCAUAAUAUUUUCGAUCGAUGCAUUUGGUCUGUGUUCGUACAGUGCACUGAGGCGCCACCUGCGUAGCCAAGUGCCGACGUCCCGCGGGUGCGACGGCCGUCGCAGCGUCGUUCGCGUGUGCGCUUCUCGUAGCGGCGCCCUCUAGUGGCUCGCCAGCCGCGGCGUGCGGGCAUCCCGCGAAUGGGAAUUAAAGCACGGUCGGUAGAGCGCUCGUUGCCGUAGCGACGGGAAGUGGCGGGCGUUUGGAGUGCGCGCGAUUAACAAUGUGAGCGGCGUCGGCGGCGAGGAGGCGAACGCGGGAAGAGUCCGGCAUCCGGCUCGCUCCAGCCGCGCUGAUAUAAAAAACAUUGCUCAUCGUCCAGAUCGCACAAGGAUGCUGUCGCGCGUGCGUGCGGGAAGCUGAGAACGUCACAGGGUCGUGUUGUUGUGGUCGAGAUUGGAACGUGCCAAGUGCUGCUCUCGUCCGCACUCUCUGCUCAUUGUCUGUUCUCUGUCCUGUCCCCUCCCUGUCCAUUCUCACGCUGUCCACUCACACGAGUGCGUGAGAGGGCAAGGGCACACAGUGCGAUCGUCACAUUGGCCAUCCUGAUGCGCAAUUCAGAAUUCCAGAAUCGCGCGGAGCACGGGGGGUCGGCUCGUGCGUGCACGUGUUUGCUGCCAGUCGGCCUUUUUAGCUCAGCUGACGAAGUCAGAUGCAGCUUGUAGCAGUGAA
Messenger RNA from Priapulus caudatus, 2473 nucleotides. RefSeq lists its product as uncharacterized. The record is from RefSeq and is a predicted model, not a curated record. Lineage: Eukaryota; Metazoa; Priapulida; Priapulimorpha; Priapulimorphida; Priapulidae. Bases 104 to 1321 code for a protein of 405 amino acids. The transcript is spliced from 4 exons. Gene Ontology annotation, biological process: peptidyl-glutamate ADP-deribosylation.